Molecule: messenger RNA, 3270 nt
Organism: Anarrhichthys ocellatus (wolf-eel)
Lineage: Eukaryota; Metazoa; Chordata; Actinopteri; Perciformes; Anarhichadidae
Exons: 6
Coding region: 1425-1778 (117 amino acids)
Source: RefSeq, a predicted model, not a curated record
AAAAUGUACUUUAGGUACAACGGCCCCUUUAAGAGAAUAUUAUUGUAUAUCAUAUUCGUGAUAUUAGUUCUUCACAAACAUGCAAUCUACAUUGUAAUGUCACAGCUGGUCGAAGUGGUGCUACUUCUCACUAAAUUGAUUAAAUAGCACAACAUUUAAAUACUUAAGCAUAAAUAACUCAAAGUAUUGUACUUGACUAAAUGCAUUUCACACCAACUAGAAUAAAGUGACACCAAACAUUGAGUAUCUUUAUGGAAAUCCAGUAGAAUUUCUGUGAAUGUCUUUCCUUCAGAUGUUCCACUGCAUCAUACAAGGUCAAUACUUAGAGCUCGUGGUGGAUCACUCAGAAUAAGACGGCAGCUCGGGAUCCAGCAGUGAUUGGUGAGUUCGGUGGGGCACUCCUCGGCAAGAUGGCUGCAUUGCUGCGCGCAAUAGUGGCAUCCUGGUGAAAUGACGCAAGCCACAGUUUACGUUCAGUCCUCGAGGCUCUGAGCUCUCCGCUCUCCACAGCGCAGAUCCCGCCCGACUCACAGCCGGAAGACCGACCCGGCGAUCCUCCAGUGGACCGAGGCGAUCCGGUUCAUCUGAGUAAGUACUAGCGCGAAUUACUUGUUAAUCUAUGUCCCGGAGGUGUCGCGUAGCCUGCCGUGGAAAAACCACGCGCCCGCUCGUGGCUUCCUUUUCUUCUCUUUACUCCUCUCUUUUGUUGUUGUUUCCUGAGUGCACCGUGAUUGCCCGGCGCUUUCCUUCCUGCUGCACACUGGGGCUUUUCUCGCAUCUGUCGAUGUUUUGUUGUUGGCGGUGCUCGCUUUGCAGCGCUAACUGCAGCUUUAUAGCGUCAUUUCACGGGCGAUUUCAGAGCAACAAGAGGGCAUUCAAGUGAUAUGUGUACAUUUCUUCAGGGGGGGGGGUGGUGGUGUGUGUGAAUGCACUCGCUCGGCUCGGACAGCGUUGGCUCGGGCGCAUUUGAAAUUUUCCACACAUCCUGGUCUGCUGUGCCACCCCCUCCUCGCCUGCUGCCGCUGUAAGGCCGGUCUGGUGCGGGAGGUGGGGGGGGGGACGGACCUGGGCUGACCGAGGCUACAGGCCGUUAACCUUUCUUUUUUGUGUGUGGAAAUGAAACUGUAUGUGUGUACACGCACGUAGAUUCGUUUGCACUCCCACUGCCCACAACUCUGCCUCCCCCCUGUGGGGAACAAAGCGCCCAGUGUCUCCCAUGUAGCGCAGCUGGACACAGCUGUUGAGCCGAGCUGCAGCAGCUCAAAGCCCCGGGACAGAGCUCUGUGGCCGGGCCAGGAGGGGGGCUGCUGCACAACCAGGACGCUCCACAGCUAGGAGAUGAUAGGAGAAACCCAUUGCCUCCUGUGGACCACCACACAUGACCAGUGAGAGUGAGAUGAGGAGAGGCUUCAGAGUGUGAGGCCAUGGGCUGCACCUCGGCCAAGCAGGUGUCGGCCGUGCCCAACGAUGAGGAGGGACGCGGCAAGGCCUACAGCAACGGAGACCUCUUCACCGAUGAAUACAAGAUGAAGGGAGUGGAGGAGGUGAAGUACAUGAGAGGGGAGGAAAACCGGGUGAAUGCACGCAACCAGGAGAACCUGGAGAAGAGUAAUGUGCAGUACAGGGGCAAACAGCAGAAAGAGGUCUCUUCAGCAAACAUCAAGUCUAACAUUCACACGUCAGAGAGCCAGCAGGAAUUUUUCAGGAUGCUGGAUGAGAAGAUUGAGAAGGGACAAGACUACUGUUCAGAGGAGGAGGAGGAGGAAGAUGGGACAUAGCACAGAGGCCCCCGAGAUUCACCCUCACAGAGCCUCACUGUGUGUGUGUGUGUGUGUGUGUGUGUGAAUGCGGACGUGUGUGCUUAUGUAUGCCUGAGAGAGAGUUGAAUCAAUGUUUUACCGAUGGGGCGUUGAUGUGACGGGACACUGUAUGUGUUGGUAUGAACAUGUGUGUGUUUUUGAACGUAUGGCAAAGAUAGUAUUUUAAUCGAAAGUGAAAGCGUGGGGGAUACAUGUGAGAGAGAGAGAGAGAGAGAGAGAGAGAAAAUGGGAUGAAGAGCACUUUCUUCAGAGACUACAGCCCUCCUCACCCCUUCAGGCCCCUGAGCGGACAGAUGGAGGUGGCGGCGCGAUGAAGGGACAGACAGAUGAAAGGAGGGAGAGAUGGUGGAGGACGUGACGAGAAGGAAGCGGUCGGCUCAAACUGAGUAAUUUCAUCAAGCAUCAGCUCCUCAUCCCUCCAUCUCUCCCUCCGUAUCCAUCCGGCUGUACCUCCGUGGUUCGAUCCUGAAUAUUGAACCCAUGCAGUUGGACAGAGGAACUCCCAAAUAUGGAGCUCCCAGUACGGACAAAUGUCCUUGGUGGGUGUGUGGGGGACUGAGACACAUAAGUAAAGAAGAGAGGAGGCCCUGGGAAUAACAGGUGCUGAAGGCAGAGGGGUUGCGUAACACCAUCAGGAUCCACACUGAACUCUUUGGCCUGCCUACCUUCAGCCAGGCCACCUGGCCCAUGAGGGACUGAGAGAAUGGGUGAGGGCGGGUGAGGAAAGAGAGUGAAAAAUUUGUGAUAUUUUAAUAAGAGAGAGUAGGGAGCGAGCCGGUGAUUUAGAAACUCUAAACUCCUCCUGCCUUCUGAAGUCAAGGACCUUAUUUUUUUUUUUUUAAUUGUGUUUCGCAGCUACAAGUUCAGUUCUUUCUUUUUUUUUUUUUUGGUCCCCUUUUCUGAUGUCCUUUUCUUCAGUUUGUUUUACUCUUGGCUUCCUUUGUAGUGCAUCAUGAUCAUCAUCACCAAUCCCAUUAUCAUCAUCCUCACCACAGCAGGCAGACUGAAGCUGUGUUAAUUCAGAUCAUCUGUGUCUCAACCCAAUCUAUCCUUCUUCAUAUACCACAGAACUGCAGAUCCAAGCCGACACACACACACACACACACACGGAGUCUUUUAUUGUACAUAUCGUAGCACACUGUCAUUCCAACACACCUCACAUGUACAUAUAAACCAGACAAACACACACUUUAUCCCUUUUCAUUUCACCAGCAGACUGUCAUGCGCAUCAUAAAGCUCUAUUUCUAAUUUGAUUCAGUGUUCACACACACACACACACACACACACACACACACUGAAGCAGAAAACGGGGCUGAGCUCAAGGGGAGGAUGCGUCGUUGCCCUUUAGACACAGAUCACAUUUUUUCAGUCAUCUUUACCGGAUACUUCCUGUUGUAUUAUUUUGAAUACUUUCUUUUCUAUUAAAAAUAAAAAUACGAAGAAGCUCUUA